CUACAUUUAGUUAUUAUUAUUAUUAUUAUAUUAUAAUUUGAUAAACAAUGGGAAAAUUUUUAUCAAAAAUUUUUGGCUCAAAAGAGAUUCGUAUAUUGAUGCUCGGUUUAGAUGCAUCAGGUAAAACAACUAUAUUAUAUAAAUUAAAAUCUGGUCAAACUGUAACGACAAUACCUACGGUUGGAUUCAAUGUCGAAACGGUUACAUAUAAAAAUGUUCGUUUUAGUGUUUGGGAUGUUGGUGGUCAAGACAAGAUACGUCCAUUAUGGCGACACUAUUAUACCGGUACACAAGGAUUAAUAUUUGUUGUCGAUUCAACCGAUAGAGAUCGUAUUGAUGAAGCAAGACAUGAAUUACAUAAAAUUGUAAAUGAUCGUGAAAUGCGUGAUGUUAUUAUAUUGGUAUUUGCAAAUAAACAAGAUCUUAAAGAUGCUAUGAAACCGGCUGAAAUACAGGAUAAACUUGGAUUAACAAUGACAAAACAACGAAAUUGGUAUGUACAGCCAGCAUGUGCAUUAACCGGUGAUGGUCUACAUGAAGGACUUACGUGGCUAAUGUCUUAUCAUAAAUCAUAAAUGAAUGAUAAUAAUAACAAUACUAAUAAUGAUGGAACAUUCAGUUUUGAUUUAUGGAACAAAUCCAUUUUCAUUCAUAUUUAUACAUCAUCA
This is a messenger RNA of Dermatophagoides farinae (American house dust mite), 668 nucleotides long. RefSeq names its product ADP-ribosylation factor 6 (gene Arf6). NCBI's taxonomy places the organism in Eukaryota, Metazoa, Arthropoda, Arachnida, Sarcoptiformes, Pyroglyphidae. The record is from RefSeq and is a predicted model, not a curated record. Gene Ontology annotation, molecular function: GTPase activity; GTP binding.